Messenger RNA from Sesamum indicum (sesame), 1692 nucleotides. RefSeq names its product protein PHLOEM UNLOADING MODULATOR. NCBI's taxonomy places the organism in Eukaryota, Viridiplantae, Streptophyta, Magnoliopsida, Lamiales, Pedaliaceae. The record is from RefSeq and is a predicted model, not a curated record. Gene Ontology annotation, biological process: ceramide biosynthetic process. Gene Ontology annotation, molecular function: sphingomyelin synthase activity; ceramide cholinephosphotransferase activity. Gene Ontology annotation, cellular component: Golgi membrane; endoplasmic reticulum membrane; plasma membrane.
UAGUGAACUGUGAAGUAGAAAGAUAUUCUGAGUUGGGGAGCUUGUUUCUACUUCUCAACUAUUCUACUUACUACUUGCUUUCCUCCAAUCGCACAAGCAUAAAUGCGUUCGCCGCCGAUCUCCAGGCGCCCUGGGGGUUCCGCCGGCCUGGGGAUUGCUGCGAUAGCGUACGUGGGUAUAGACUACCUCCGCCACCUGUCGCCGGCGUGGCACGAGCGCCUGCAGCCAGCUCUCUGGGCGGGGCUCGCUAUUGCCGCUGUAAUUCGCGUCCCAUUUUACAAGCACUGGUCGUUGGAGCUGCGGGCAGCUGUUCCUUUCAUUCUAUCCAUGCUUUUUAUGCUUUCUGCUCUUCUCUUUGAAGCGCUUUCAGUUCGCUCUGUUACCGCUGUUCUUGGCCUUGAUUGGCACAAUGGUACACCGCCUCUUCCUGAUGUUGGCCAGUGGCUGCUGCUGUCAUUGAAUGAGAAAUUACCUCAAGUAUUGGUCGAUUUAUUGAGAGCACGGAUAAUUGGAUUGCACCAUUUCUUGAUGUUGUUUAUAAUGCUUGGUUUCUCAGUUUUGUUCAACUCAGUUGAAGCCCCUGGUCUAGGCCUAGCUGCAAGAUAUAUGUUCACCAUGGGUAUUGGGCGGCUUCUUCGGGCAAUAGCCUUUAUAUCCACAAUUCUGCCUUCACCACGUCCAUGGUGUGCAUCAGCUCGAUUCCAAGUGCCUCCACAUCCACAUCCUUGGGCUCAGAAAUACUAUGUUCCAUAUGCUACCGAUUCUAAUGCUAUUCGUCGUAUUAUUCAACUUGAUGUAGCAUAUGCUGUGGCAGGGGAAUACGAGAUCGACUUCCGACCAAACUGGGGAAAUAUGAACUUUCUCGCUGAUUUUCUGCGGCCUACUGCUUCUGAGGGUUCUUCUUCAUGGUAUAAUCUUCUGAAAAAAGCUGGAGGUGGGUGCAACGACCUACUGUACAGUGGCCACAUGCUUGUUGCAGUCUUGACAGCUAUGGCAUGGACGGAAGCUUAUGGAGGGUUUUCCUCCGUGCUUAUCUGGAUGCUCGUGAUGCACAGUGCACAACGAGAAAUCCGUGAGCGCCACCAUUAUAGUGUGGACUGCAUUGUAGCCAUCUAUAUGGGUAUCUUUUUGUGGAAAAUGACCGGCCUGUUCUGGCCAAUCAAGGACACGUCCAGAGCCAGGCGGCUGAAUAAACUUGAGAAAAUUCAAAACAGACUAACUCAGGCAGCCAAAGACUCUGACAUGGAUGAAGUAAGGGAACUUCUUAAAGAGGUGGAGUUGAGCAGUCAGGUUAGCCAGAAACCUGGAAGUAGAGCAAUGUGGUUGUUUUCUGGUGCAACCAUUUUCUUUACAAUUGUUCUGGUCCUUCUUGCCUUCACAUUGACAAGCGAUGGCUGAUGCAUAUUAGUUCAAGGGUGAUGCUUCCACGAGACGGACGUUUAGGUAUAUGUACGUUGUGAGUGAGAAUGGCGCACGAAAGCGCCUUCAGGUAGAGUGUUUCUGCCUUAGCAUGGGACUAGAGGACACCCGUUACCCUUGUACUGUAACCGAAUGAUUGUUCUACUGCUCAAAUGUGGAAUUACCUUGUAGGUGAUGUCCGCAAGUUUUCUUGUAAGUUUGUUGUAACUUAAAUCUCAAACCUCUUGAAGGAUCCAUCGUAGGCAACAGAAUGUUCCUGUUCUAGAAGUUCAA